AUUGUGCUAUGGUCCAGUCCAGCUCCUAACCUGUUUAGAGCUGCUCUGCUCCUAGCCUGGGGUCGCUACAGCCCUUGUGAGGGGCAUUUGGAGGGAAUGGUUCUUCGGUGCAGAGCCAAGAACCUGGAGGGUUGAGGUUGUGGUGGAGUGGUGGGGUUAGGGGACUGGCAAAGCGGCUUCCUUUUCCUAUUUAUUUCCAGUCUCAGACCCAGAAAUCGCUUGGGUGGGGCGGUCUUGGCCAGAUUGAUCGAAGGAACUGCGGUAGUUUUCUGUUUCUUUUCCUGGAAACGGCUCCGCUUCUCGCCACUGAGCAGCCUGGCACAUUUCGCUGCCUGAGGUUAUCUGAGACUGGCGGCGGCCCGCCCCUUCCUCUACUCCUAGCCCUGUACAGGAACCUGAUCGGGACACAGGCAACAACGCUGCCUGAACUCAGACCGUUAGCCAAAGGGCAGAGACGGGCUGAGGAAUCCGGAUCAGGACCCCGAACAGCGCCCCGCCCAUGGCUGGCUCAGGGUCUCCCGGGUCGCUCCAAAGCUCCCUAAUCCCUUCUGGGGGUCUGUGCGCGCCGCUGCUGUUGGUGCUCAUGGACUGGGCGCUGCUCCGCCCGGCGCUGCCUCAGCUCCUGCUCUUCCUCCUGCCCACUGGGCCUCCGCUGCUCCGGCUCUGGGUGGUCGGCCUGGGCCGUUGGGGGACGUUGUGGCUGGGGGUGCAUUGGACCACUAACCGGGUCGGAGCUAAAAGCUGGAGGACUACGCUGGGGCCCCUGACGGCAGCGCUGGGGCUGGCGCUGCCCGGGCUCGCCUCGCUCAGGGCUCUGGGAGGGAGGCAAGCUCCGAGGGGUGCAGGCGGGGCCGGGCUGCUGCACUGGGGGAGCCGGCUCGACGCUUUCGCUCUCAGCUAUGCCGUGGCACUGCCGGCGCUUGUCCUGUGGCAGAAACUUGGAAAUCUUUGGGUGCCAGGGAGUUCCACGGGCUCGGGGUCCAUCCUGCACCGGCUGCUGGGCUUCCUGGGCCCAGAACUGCGUCGCUUCCCACUAGUGAUGUUCUUCAUCCUGUUGUCCUGUGUAGGACAGAUGGCUAUCCCAUUCUUUACUGGUCGCCUCACAGACUGGAUCCUGCAGGAUGAAGCCACGGCUAUCUUCACCCGAAACAUCACUUUCAUGUCCAUACUCAUGAUAGCCAGUGCUUUCUUAGAGUUCUCGGGUAAUGGAAUUUAUAAUUACACAAUGGGCCGAGCCCGCAGCAAUCUUCAGGAACAUGUUUUCCAGGCUGUGCUGUCCCAGGAGGCUGACUUUUUUCAACAGAACCAAACAGGUGUUAUCACCUCUCGGGUGUCAGAGGACACAGCUAUGCUGAGUGAGUCCCUGAGGGCAACGCUAAGCCUGCUUUUGUGGCACUUGUUUCAAGGACUGUGUCUGCUGGCACUUAUGUUCUGGGAGUCUCCGACCCUCACCCUCGUCACACUGAUCGCUUUACCUAUACUCUUCUUUGUGCCCAAGGAGCUGGGCAAGUGGCAACAGUCCCUGGUAGUCCAAGUACACACAUCCUUGGCAGAAUCAAGUCAAGUGGCUAUGGAGGCACUGUCCGCUAUGCCCACAGUCAGAAGCUUUGCCAAUGAGGAAGGAGAGGCACGGAAGUUUGCCCAUCAGCUCCAGAAGACACAGAAACUUAACCAGAAGUUGGCACUGACCUAUACUUUUAACAUAUGGACCACCAAUUUUUUAGGACUUCUGCUGAAGGUGGGAAUUCUGUACUUGGGAGGAAAGAUGGUCACCCAUAAGGAUAUGAAUAGAGGAGACCUUGUCACCUUUGUCCUUUACCAAAUCCAGUUUACUGCUGCUGUUGAGGUAUUUCUCACCAUCAUUCCCAGCAUACAGAAGGCUAUGGGAUCCUCAGAGAAGAUCUUUGAGUACUUAGACCGGAUACCUCAAUGCCCUUCCAGUGGUCCCUUGGCACCUCCUACUCUCCAUGGCCUUGUAGAGUUCCAAGAUGUCUUCUUUGCUUACCCCAGCCAGCCAGAUGUCUUGGUCCUACAGGGAGUGACAUUCACUCUGUACCCUGGGAAAGUGACAGCCCUAGUGGGGCCUAAUGGGGCCGGGAAGAGCUCAGUGGCUGCAUUGCUGCAGAAUCUGUAUCAGCCCACAAGGGGCCAGCUGCUGCUGGAUGGAAAGCCACUGCCCCAAUAUCAGCAUCGAUACCUGCACUCACAGGUGGCUGCAGUGUCACAAGAACCACAGCUAUUUGGUCGGAAUCUAUAUGAAAACAUAGCCUAUGGGCUGGGCUGGAAGCCAGAGCUGGAGGAGAUCAUGAAGGCUGCCAGGGAGGCUGGAGCUCACAGUUUCAUCUCUCAGUUGCCCCAGGGCUACUACACAGAGAUAGGAGAGUCUGGGAGCCAGCUGUCAGGUGGUCAGCGGCAAGCGGUGGCCCUGGCUCGAGCUCUGAUCCGGAACCCCCGGGUCCUCAUCUUAGAUGAUGCCACCAGUGCCCUGGAUACAGACAACCAGUUGUGGGUGGAGCAGCUCGUGUAUGAGGCCCCCAGGAGGGCCUCUCAGGCAGUGCUACUCAUCACCCAGCGUCUCAGCUCUGUAGAAAGGGCUGACCACAUACUCGUCCUGGAGGAGGGGAUCAUUCAGGAGAGUGGGACCCAUAGGCAGCUAAUGGAGCAAGGUGGCAGAUAUUGGACCAUGGUGGAGGCCACAGAUGGGAAUUCAGCUCCUCAGGAAUGAGCAACAUGCUCAAAUCCCCAUUAAAGUAAAACCUACAGCUCUUCUCUCAUUUCCUGAAAAUGGAAGGACAGGGGAACAAUUUUAGCCCCUUUUGCCACAUGAUAUGAUUUAACAGUUCCAGAAAAGUUUUCCAUACCACAAUUGUACUGCUAUUAAUUAUAUUCCCAUCACCAUCAUUAAUUCCUUUGGUUUAAGGUUUUCUACUACAGGCUCCUCUUUUAAAUUGAAAACAGUAUUAGAGGGGAAGGCAAAGAAGUCCUUAAUGGGAACAACUUAGUGAAAAUUCAUUCAUUCUUUCCACAAGCAUUUAUUAAGCACCAGCUAUGUACUAGCACUGUUCUAGGCACUGGAUAUAUGAAGACAGAAACAAAACAGCCCCUGUCCCCAAGGAGAUUAUCAUUUAUUACUGUCUAGUUCUAGAGCUUGUAGGGAAUAGAUAACAACAUAGUUUACAGUCAAAUUUUGUAGAGCCAGAGCUCAAGAUGUGUGAGUUGAAAGGGAACAGAAAGUAAGGGAGAAAGCUACCAGAGAGGUUGACUCUGUUGUGUCCAUAUACAAAGUGAUGAUAGGGACAUUGGAGGAUAGAUUCUCUAUUCUGCUGACACAGAAGGAUUGUGGAAAUGCUUGGCAUUGAGAAUAAAGUUGGUGUUUUCUUAA
Trichosurus vulpecula (common brushtail) is the source of this 3382-nucleotide messenger RNA. RefSeq names its product antigen peptide transporter 1-like. Gene Ontology annotation, molecular function: ATP hydrolysis activity; ATP binding; ABC-type oligopeptide transporter activity. Gene Ontology annotation, cellular component: membrane. The coding region runs from base 500 to 2725 and encodes 741 amino acids. Lineage: Eukaryota; Metazoa; Chordata; Mammalia; Diprotodontia; Phalangeridae. Gene Ontology annotation, biological process: transmembrane transport. The transcript has 11 exons. The record is from RefSeq and is a predicted model, not a curated record.